AAACCAAAGUCCUCUAAAGCGUAUACACAUAAUAUUUGUUACGUUUAUGUUCGCAGAACAUUAAUCAUCCAUUGCUAUGGUAGGUACUUUAGUCCUCACUCCUCGGUCACAACUCGUCGCUAUAGGUCGCGCCGCAUACCUACCUACAGUAUAACUGCUGCAGUACAGUAACGGACAUACGACUGUUAAGACUAAACUUACAAAAUGAUCAAAUCAAUAAUAUUCGUGCUCGUGGGCUUAUUAAUAUUCAGUUUUGGACGUAGUGAUGACGGUGCGAUCCGCGUCGAUCUGGAUCCGUUGUCGGAUGAGUUCAUCGAUCACAUCAAUUCGAUACAAUCUUAUUGGACCGCCGGCCGCAAUUUUCACAAGGACACACCGACUUCUUAUUUUAAAAGAUUGAUGGGUGUGCACGAGAGCAACGCGCAUUACCCGAAAUUGGAACAACUGUUGUCUUACACCGACGCACCGACCGAUCUGCCGGAAAAUUUCGAUGCUAGGGAACAUUGGCCGAAUUGCCCAACUAUCAGAGAAGUCAGGGACCAAGGAUCAUGCGGGUCUUGUUGGGCUUUUGGAGCUGUAGAAGCUAUGUCRGACCGUGUCUGCAUUCAUUCUAAAGGCACUAAACAUUUCCAUUUUUCGGCUGAGAAUUUAGUUUCCUGUUGCUGGACGUGUGGUUUCGGAUGCAAUGGAGGUUUCCCAGGAGCAGCAUGGAAUUAUUGGGGAUGUAUUCCAUACGAAAUUGCUCCAUGUGAACAUCAUGUGAAUGGUACUCGAGGACCAUGUAAAGAAGGAGGUAAAACUCCUACUUGUGUUAAAAAAUGUGAAGAUGGAUACAAGAUACCAUAUGCACAAGAUUUGCACCGUGGUAAAUCGGCAUACUCGCUUAGAAAUGAUGUUGACCAAAUCCGACAAGAAAUUUAUACUAAUGGUCCAGUUGAAGGGGCAUUUACUGUAUAUGAAGAUUUUAUUAGUUACAGAACAGGAGUAUAUAAACAUGUUGCUGGUAAAGCUCUUGGRGGCCAUGCAAUUAGAAUCCUUGGGUGGGGUGUUCAGGAUGGUAAAAUACCAUACUGGUUGGUAGCUAAUUCUUGGAACAGUGAUUGGGGCAGCGAUGGCUUUUUCAAAAUAUUGAGAGGAAGUGAUGAGUGUGGCAUUGAAGGACAAAUUAAUGCUGGUUUACCAGCUUAAUUUGCACUUGUUUCAGAUUCAACACUUAUAAAUCCCAACUUUAAUAUUUAAUUAAAAAUUUACUACAAGUAAAAACAAAUUAUGAUUAUU
Messenger RNA from Diuraphis noxia (Russian wheat aphid), 1278 nucleotides. RefSeq names its product Cathepsin B (gene CtsB). Gene Ontology annotation, biological process: regulation of catalytic activity; proteolysis. Lineage: Eukaryota; Metazoa; Arthropoda; Insecta; Hemiptera; Aphididae. The record is from RefSeq and is a predicted model, not a curated record. Gene Ontology annotation, molecular function: cysteine-type endopeptidase activity.